CCGGGAUCCCCCCCGGCUCUCCUGUCCGCCAUGGCCGAUAAGGAAGCAGCCUUUGACGACGCAGUGGAAGAACGUGUGAUCAACGAGGAAUACAAAAUAUGGAAAAAGAACACUCCUUUUCUUUAUGAUUUGGUGAUGACCCAUGCUCUGGAGUGGCCCAGCCUAACUGCUCAGUGGCUUCCAGAUGUAACCAGACCAGAAGGGAAAGAUUUCAGCAUUCAUCGACUUGUCCUGGGGACACACACAUCGGAUGAACAAAACCACCUUGUGAUAGCCAGUGUGCAGCUCCCUAACGAUGAUGCUCAGUUUGAUGCGUCACACUACGACAGUGAGAAAGGAGAAUUUGGAGGUUUUGGGUCAGUUAGUGGAAAAAUUGAAAUAGAAAUCAAGAUCAACCAUGAAGGAGAAGUAAACAGGGCCCGUUAUAUGCCCCAGAACCCUUGCAUCAUUGCAACAAAGACUCCAUCCAGUGAUGUUCUUGUUUUCGACUAUACAAAACAUCCUUCUAAACCAGACCCUUCUGGAGAGUGCAACCCAGACUUGCGUCUUCGUGGACAUCAGAAGGAAGGCUAUGGGCUUUCUUGGAACCCAAAUCUCAGUGGGCACUUACUUAGUGCUUCAGAUGACCACACCAUCUGCCUAUGGGACAUCAGUGCCGUUCCAAAGGAAGGAAAAGUGGUGGAUGCGAAGACCAUCUUUACAGGGCACACAGCAGUAGUAGAAGAUGUUUCCUGGCAUCUGCUCCAUGAGUCUCUGUUUGGGUCAGUUGCUGAUGAUCAGAAACUUAUGAUUUGGGAUACUCGUUCAAACAAUACUUCUAAACCAAGCCAUUCAGUUGAUGCUCACACUGCUGAAGUGAACUGCCUAUCUUUCAAUCCUUAUAGUGAGUUCAUUCUUGCCACAGGAUCAGCUGACAAGACUGUUGCCUUGUGGGAUUUGAGAAAUCUGAAACUUAAGUUGCAUUCCUUUGAAUCACAUAAGGAUGAAAUAUUCCAGGCAGAGAACAUUUAUAAUGAUGAAGACCCUGAAGGAAGCGUGGAUCCAGAAGGACAAGGGUCCUAGAUAUAUCUGCACUUGUGAUUUUAGACUCCCCUUUUUUUCCUCUCAACCCUGAGAUUGAUUUAACACUGGUUUUGAGACACACAGAUUUUGUUCGGCUAUCCUUCUGUAAUAGGUACCAACAAUGCUAUUAACCCAAACAGUGGGUGUUUUCUAAAUAUUAACUGAGAGACUUGUUCCAGCAAAGCCAGGCUUACAUUUAAAUUUUCUUCAGGAAUUUUCUAGUAACAAACCCAGGUAUACCCACAGAGAGGGAAAUAUUAUGUGUGAUUAUUUUUCUUCUUGUGCUGUCUCCCCAAGUUUUUCAGACUCAUUUAAGUAAAGACUAGAGUGAGUAAGGAAUAGAGCCAAGUGAGGUAGGUGUCUGAGCCAUGAAGUAUAAAUAUUGCAAGAUGUCAUUUUUAUUCAGGAAAUAGGGGAGAUUCAAGUCAUAUAGAUUCCUACUCUAAAAUUUUCACACCUGACUUUCCAGGAUGCACAUUAUCCUAUAUUGACCAGUCUCCUCUUGGUUUCUUCAGUUAAUUCAAAAUUACAUGUUCCUCUUUCCCAAUAUAUUUUGCUUGUUAGUGUAUUUCUUGAGCUGUUUUCAUAUUAUUUUUCUCCUUUCUGUGAAAUGGUUUUUGUUUUUGUUUAACUUGGGACCACCAAGUUGUAAAGACGUAUGUUUUUACCUGACAGUUAUACCACAAGUAGACUGUCAAGUUGAGAAGAGUGAAUCAAUAGCUUGUAUUUGUUUUUAAAAUUAAAUUAAUCCUUGAUAAGCGUUGCUUUUUUUUUUUUUAGGAGUUAGUCCUUGACCACUAGUUUGAUACCAUCUCCAUUUUGGGUGACCUGUUUCACCAGCAGGCCUGUUACUCUCCAUGACUAACUGUGUAAGUGCUUAAAAUGGAAUAAAUGCUUUUCUACAUAA
Molecule: messenger RNA, 1969 nt
Organism: Galeopterus variegatus (Sunda flying lemur)
Lineage: Eukaryota; Metazoa; Chordata; Mammalia; Dermoptera; Cynocephalidae
Gene: RBBP4
Product: retinoblastoma binding protein 4
Exons: 9
Coding region: 31-1062 (343 amino acids)
Biological process (GO): regulation of gene expression
Cellular component (GO): nucleus; ESC/E(Z) complex; NuRD complex
Molecular function (GO): histone binding
Source: RefSeq, a predicted model, not a curated record